AAAAAUACAAAAAAUAGAAGACAAUUCAGUCUAGAAAUAAUCAAUCCCAAAUCAUAAACACCAAAACCCAAUAAACCCCAACAAACCCCUCUUUCUGAUAAACAACAAAAAUGACAUCCAUGGCCAAACCAAUCCUCACUUCAAUCCCCCAUUCCCCACCACCUCUUCUUCAUUUCAACACAACCCAAAAGCCACAGUCUUUCAAUCUUUCUAAAAAUAGAAACUUUUUAGUACUAAGAGCAAGUAGCUAUGAAGUGGGUGGUGGGUAUACUCAACAAGAAUUAGAAGCAAGAGAAAUUGGAAGAAAUGGAAAUCAAGAAACAAGUGGGAAUGAUGAUGGUGAUGAAAGAAGUAGUUGGAGUCCUGAACAGUAUGAAGCUUUGCUUAGAGGAGGUGAACAGGUUACUUCUGUUCUUCAAGAAAUGGCCAAUCUUUUGGAAGAUGAUCAAAUGGACGAAGAAUCCGAGGAGUUGGCAGUCUUGUUGGCUGCACAAGGGGUGAUCGGGAAACGGGUUGAUCAGAUGGAGUCAGGCUUUAUGAUGGCCCUAGAUUACAUGAUUCAAAUUGCUGAAAAGGACCAUGAUGAUAAGCGGAAGUCGUUAUUGGAGGUAAUCAAGGAAACGGUAUUAUCCCAUCUAACCAAAAAAUGCCCCCCACAUGUUCAAGUUGUUGGGUUACUUUGCAGAACCCCCCAGAAAGAAAGUAGACAUGAAUUACUUAGGAGAGUGGCGGCUGGUGGUGGUGCAUUUGAAAGUGAGAAUGGUGCAAAAGUUCAUCUUCCAGGAGCGAAUCUUAAUGACAUAGCUAACCAGGCAGAUGACUUAUUGGAGACGAUGGAAAGUCGUCCUGUUGUUCCUGACAGAAAGCUGCUGGCAAGGCUUGUUUUGAUCAGAGAAGAAGCUCGAAGUAUGAUGGGAGGUGGAAUACUAGAUGAAAGAAACAGCCGUGGUUUAAAUACAUUACCUAGAUCCGAGGUCAACUUCUUGACGAAACUUGUUGCCCAGAAACCCGGUAAACCGGUGCGUGACAUGAUAAAAAAUGUAAUGCUAGGCUAUGAUGAAGGUGCUGACAAAAUUGAUGAGGAAGAUGGUAAAAGGAGAGGAAAGGUUUCAAAUGGAAUUGCAGGAAGGGGUAGCGUUUCGGGCUCAAAACCGAAUCCCGUGCGACCUGGCAUGUUUUUAGAAACAGUCUCUAAGGUGCUAGGUGGUAUAUAUGAUGGAAAUAUCUCAGGCAUCACUGCACAACAUCUUGAAUGGGUUCAUCAUAAUACACUUCAAAUUCUUCAAGAGAUAGCAUUUUAAGAUACUUUGGCAGCAUGCAACAUAUUAUGCACAAGCAUGUUUCAAGAGCACUAUAUCACUAUCUGAUCAACCAAGACAAGGUACAAAUCAUCCAGAGAUGAUAACAUCAAGUUCGGUCAUGGUGAAGUUAUAAUAUUGUGUGGUAUAUAUCACUAAUCACUAAUCAGUAAUGAAAUGUGCAUUGCUAUACUAAGCAGCUUAGGUGACUAGUUGAAAAUGUUCCACUAGACAUUGUUGGCAACUUCUUUCAGUUUUGUGCUACCUCACUGGGCUCUGUUGCAUGCAUCCAACAUGGCUUAUUGGGGCUAACAGAUGAAGCAAAUGCUCGUAUUGGAAGGAGUGAAUCUAGUGCGUAUGCGAGAAAUCAUCAACAAAUAGUCGAUCAAUUGCACUAUAUUUGGAUGAUGAGAUGCUACAAAACGUUACGCCUUUGAUAAAGUGAAACAAAUUGGCUGGGGGUUUCAGCCAUAUGAUAUCUGGACUUCUGUGGUGUAUAUUAUAGUAUUAUUAUACACUGCAAUAGAAGAUAUUCUUAAUGCUUAAAUCUACACAAAUAUCACAUUGUGGUGCCAUUUUCAAAGUCUAAUUUGUAACUUUGUUUUAUGAUACUAUUGACCUGAUUAGUGUCUGAGUUUAUGUAA
Erigeron canadensis is the source of this 1942-nucleotide messenger RNA. Its product is annotated as protein PEP-RELATED DEVELOPMENT ARRESTED 1, chloroplastic. The transcript has 9 exons. Gene Ontology annotation, cellular component: chloroplast nucleoid. Bases 111 to 1301 code for a protein of 396 amino acids. The record is from RefSeq and is a predicted model, not a curated record. Lineage: Eukaryota; Viridiplantae; Streptophyta; Magnoliopsida; Asterales; Asteraceae. Gene Ontology annotation, biological process: regulation of DNA-templated transcription.